Molecule: messenger RNA, 3579 nt
Organism: Eutrema salsugineum
Lineage: Eukaryota; Viridiplantae; Streptophyta; Magnoliopsida; Brassicales; Brassicaceae
Product: RNA-dependent RNA polymerase 1
Exons: 4
Coding region: 159-3485 (1108 amino acids)
Biological process (GO): siRNA processing
Cellular component (GO): nuclear RNA-directed RNA polymerase complex
Molecular function (GO): RNA binding; RNA-directed RNA polymerase activity
Source: RefSeq, a predicted model, not a curated record
CGAGAAUCCAAAAGCAAUCAGUCAUCAUCUACUUACUCGGCGAUUACAUCGGAUUCCGGUGAUCGGAGAUCACUCAUCGCCAUCUUUUUUUUUUUUUCCCUUGAUCCACUACAGAAAGUCACGGCCUUUUUCUGCCGUAGAGGAAUUUAUAUGAGAGCAUGGGGAAGACGAUUCGAGUGUUUGGUUUCCCGGGUGGUGUUAGCGGAGAGGAAGUUAAGAACUUUCUUGAAAGGGAAACUGGCUCAGGAACUGUUUACGCAAUCAAAGUUAGGCAGCCGAAGAAAGGUGGUCCAAGAGUCUAUGCUAUUGUUCAGUUCACUAAUGAGAGACAUGCGAGAUGGAUCAUCACGCGUGCUGAAGAAGGUCUCUAUUACGGGAGAUCUUAUCUCAAGGCUUCUGAAGUGGAGCAAGACAUUGUCCCCAAACCCAGAGCUUCAUUGCACAAAAUCUCUGAUUUGAAGAUAUACUUUGGGUGUCAGGUCACACCCAAGAAGCUUUCAGUUCUCUGGAGUGCUCAAAAUGUGUGUGUCUCGUUUGGAACCGGGAUGCGGAAACUUCAUUUCUCCAUAUCUUGGUACGAGAAAGAUUAUAGAUUGGAGCUUCCGUACGAAAACAUAUGGCGGAUCGAUUUGUAUUCUCCGCAAGGACGAGCUUCAAAGUUUCUUGUGAUUCAGGUGAUUGGUGCUCCUAAAAUCUUUGAGAAAGAGGAUCAACCUGUGAAUCUUUUGUUUGGGAUGCUGGAUUUCUUCAGUGAUGGGUCUGAUGAGCAAUGGAUAAGAACUACAGAUUUCACUUCUUCUUCUUGUAUUGGUCAAUCAUCUUCCUUUUGUUUAGAGCUUCCCCGUCAGCUAAAUGUUCCUGAUUUCAGAGAGAAUUUCGCCAACUACGCAGAGCACGAAGCCGGCACUUUUCUCAUUGAAUCCGGGUCUAGCUAUUCAUCAGAUGCAACCAACCUCGUCCCUGUUGUUGACCCUCCUCCAGGGUUUGAUUUGCCUUUCGAGAUUUUGUUCAAAGUUAAUGCCUUGGUGCAGAGCGCGUGUAUCCCCGGGCCAGUUCUUGAUCUCGACUUCUAUCAGCUGCUUGAUCCACAAAAACAUGAGAGAGCUCUCAUUGAUCACUCUCUUGAAAAACUCUUUUAUUUAAAGGAAUGUUGCUAUGAGCCUGCUCGUUGGCUCCGCGAAGGGUACAAAGAGUGGACCACGAAAGAAAAGCUUCCAGAGUCUCCUAUGAUAUCUCUAGACGAUGGACUUGUUUAUAUGCAUCGCGUCCAAGUUACACCGACAAGAAUCUACUUCCAAGGACCAGAGGUCAAUGUUUCCAAUCGUGUGCUUCGACAUUAUUCCAACUAUAUUAACAAUUUCCUACGGAUUUCAUUUGUUGAUGAAGAUCUUGAAAAGAUUCGUUCCAUGGAUCUGUCUCCACGUUCUACUACUCAGCGAAGAACUAAGCUAUACGACCGGAUUUACUCUGUUCUUCGAGAUGGAAUUGUCAUCGGUGAUAAGAAGUUUGAGUUUCUCGCCUUUUCUUCUAGCCAGUUGCGAGAGAACUCUGCUUGGAUGUUUGCACCAAUAGACGGGCUUUCAGCAGAAAUUAUCCGAGCUUGGAUGGGUGAUUUCGAGCAUAUAAGAAAUGUAGCGAAAUACGCUGCUAGGCUCGGCCAAUCGUUUAGCUCGUCUAGAGAGACACUUAAUGUUAGAACCGAUGAGAUUGAAGUGAUUCCAGAUGUUGAAAUCACAUAUUUAGGGACACGCUAUGUGUUUUCCGAUGGUAUAGGAAAAAUCUCAAGUGAAUUUGCUAGACGGGUGGCUAAGAAAUGUGGCCUCACAGAGUUUACUCCGUCCGCUUUUCAAAUCAGGUAUGGUGGGUAUAAAGGAGUGGUGGCUGUGGAUCGAAACUCAUACAAGAAACUGUCUUUGAGGAAGAGUAUGAGCAAAUUUGAGUCUAAAAACACGAAGCUCGAUGUUUUGGCGUGGAGCAAGUACCAGCCUUGUUACCUGAACAGACAACUAAUUACACUUUUGUCUACUCUCGGAGUUAAAGACUAUGUCUUUGAGAAGAAACAGCGGGAAGUUGUGGAUAAGCUUGACGCAAUCUUAACUGAUCCUCUGGAGGCUCAUGAGGCUCUUGGUUUAAUGGCUCCAGGGGAGAACACGAAAAUUCUCAAGGAAUUAAUCUUGUGUGGUUAUAAACCCGACGCCGAGCCUUUCCUCUCGAUGAUGCUUCAGAAUUUCAGGGCAUCUAAGUUGUUGGAGCUACGGACAAAAUCACGGAUUUUCAUUCAUGGUGGAAGAUCUAUGAUGGGAUGCCUAGAUGAGACCAGAACACUGGAAUACGGUCAGGUGGUCGUGCAGUUUUCACAUCCCACGAGGCCGGGAUGUCAAUACAUCACAGGACCUGUUGUUGUUGCGAAAAACCCGUGUCUCCAUCCUGGGGACGUUCGUGUUCUUCAAGCUGUCUAUGUCUCAGCUUUGAGUCACAUGGUGGACUGUGUUAUUUUCCCUCAAAAGGGCUUGAGGCCGCACCCAAAUGAGUGUUCUGGGAGUGAUUUAGAUGGAGAUAUUUACUUUGUAUGUUGGGAUCCUGAAUUGAUUCCGCCAGAAACGUCUGAACCAAUGGACUACACUCCUGAACCAGCUCAAAUCUUGGAUCACGAUGUCACUAUUGAGGAAAUUGAAGAGUAUUUCACAAACUACAUUGUCAAUGAUAGUUUAGGAAUCAUCGCAAAUGCUCAUACUGCUUUUGCGGAUAAAGAACCAUUGAAGGCAUUCAGUGAUCCAUGCAUUGAGCUUGCUCGAAAGUUCUCAAUCGCAGUGGAUUUCCCGAAAACCGGUGUUGCAGCCGAGAUACCUCAGCAUCUCUACGUGAAAGAGUAUCCAGAUUUCAUGGAGAAACCGGAUAAACCGACAUAUGAGUCGAAGAACGUGAUCGGUAAACUUUUCAGAGAAGUAAAAGAGCGAGCUCCACCGUUGAUCUCCAUCAAAUCAUUUACACUUGAUGUGGCCUCGAAGACUUAUGAUCAAGACAUGGAAGUUUACGGAUUUGAGGAAUAUAUUGAUGAAGCUUUUUACCACAAGGGAAACUAUGAUUACAAAUUAGGUAAUUUGAUGGAUUACUAUGGGAUUAAGACCGAGGCUGAGGUACUUAGUGGUGGUAUCAUGAGGAUGUCCAAGUCCUUCACCAAGAGACGCGACGGGGAAUCGAUUGGAAGAGCUGUUCGGUCGCUGAGGAAAGAAGCUUUGUCGUGGUUCAAUGCAGCUGAAAAAGAAGAGGACUUUGAUGUAUCAGCAAAGGCAUCAGCUUGGUAUCAUGUGACGUACCACCCAAGUUACUGGGGAGUUUAUAAUGAGGGUUUGAAUCGUGACCAUUUCUUGAGCUUUGCGUGGUGCGUUUAUGAUAAGCUUGUGAGGAUCAAGAAGGCGAAUGUUGGGAGGCGUCAGCGGCAGGUGACGCUUGACCGGUUAGGCUCGGUUCUGCGUUUACGUUGAUUGGUAGCCAGAUUUUUUAUGAGUUUUUUCUCUUUCGUUGUGUUCUAUGUAUAAAAAUGUUUAGUUUGGAGUACGAAAUCAGAAUAUUCUUCUA